CGUGCGUUCCAAGAGGUAUUGACGGGACCCCUAGCCAAAUCAGGCAGUAGGUGUGCUCAAGCUGUAAUAAUUGAGCAUUAAUCUGUUUCAACUUUACUUAAUAAUGCUUGUUUUGUUAAACAGUCAACAAUAUUAAGGUCGUUUUCGAGGGGUAUGUAUCAUGUUGUUGUCUUUCCAUUGAUUGACUUGGAGGUGAUGCUAGCUCAAUGUGCUAUCUAACGUUAGCUGCGCCGUUAGUUAGCAUAUCUAGCUAACUAGCUAUGAAUUAAGUCUCAGCCAUGAAACCAGUUGUCAAAAAUAUUAUCUAGCUGGCUGGCCUGCUGUUGAAGCUUGCUAGCUCUCACAUUAACAUACUACCACGAGUUUUGCUUAUCUAACUUGUAGUCUUGGAUAUAUCCUAAUUGUGUCUGGCAAAGGCACCAACAACACAUAGGCAGCAUGCAAGUUUGCAAGCUAAUGGUUGCUGGCUAAUUAUGUCUGACAGCCUGAUUUGAGUUUUAACAGCAGCUGUAAGGAAAGCUGUCAUACAAUUCUACCUCUGAAUUAAUAACAAUAAUCUUCUUUGUUGUCAAGCUAGAUAUUGCUCCUCUGCCUGUUAACUAGCUAAGGCCAAGGUAUGACAUGCCAAAUGUCCCAGUUUAGAACCUCACGUUGCCCAAUAAUUGACUAAAGGAGCCUAACGUUACUCCUUAUAGUCCAAGGACCUUACAUGUUCUAUUUAGAGUCGAAUUUGCUCUGGCAGCCAAAACAGCCAAAUACUCCAUCUAAACGUGAAUCGAUUCUCAAUUGCGGUACGGUUCUAGUAGAAACAUAUAGCCCUCUAGCUUUGGAACACAACAUAGGGAGUCUGUUUAUUGGUUGGACUCGCUGAGUUGUGCAUCUUUCUGGUGGCUGGCGACAGAAAAUAACCCUACCGGCUUCACCAUAAAACGUUUCCAGUCAACAAAGGCAUAUGUAUAAUCUUUAGGAACUCUAUUUACCAGAUGUAAAGUGAAAUGUGUCCUUCGCUAUCAAAUAAACGUCUGAAUCCAGCUUUUGUCCGAACAACACCAUCUGAAUCCAACUUUUGUCCGAACAACACCAUUUUCCUGUUGUUAAACGGCGGGCUGCCAUUAAAUCAAAUCACAUUUUAUUGGUUGUAUACUCAUAUUUAGCAGAUGUUAUUGCGGGUGUAGCGAAAUGCUUGUGUUCCUAGCUCCAGCAGUGCAGUAAUAUCUAACAAUUCACAAGAAUACACACAGAUCUAAAAGUAAAAUAAUGGAAUUAUAAAAUAUAUAAAUAUUAGGACGAGCAAUGUCGGAGUCUGGUGUGUGUGAUGGGAUGUAUAGACAUUAUGGACAGUGUGGAUAGAAUAUUUAGUAUAUCUGUAGAAUACAUAGGAUAGAAUAGUGUGUAUAUAUACAGCAAUAGUUGAAUAUGAUGGCAUUGAAUAGAAUACACUAUAUACAUAUGAAAUGAGUAAAACAGUAUGUAAACAUUAUUAAAGUGACCAGUGAUUCCAUGUCUAUGUACAUAGGGCAGCAGCCUCUAGGGUGCAGGGUUGAGUAACCGGGUGGUAGCUGGCUAGUGACAGUGACUAAAUUCAGGGCAGGGUACUGGGUGGAGGCUGCUAGUGAUGGCUAUUUAACAGUCUGAUGGCCUUGAGACAGAAGCUGUUUUUUUUAGUCACUCCGUCCCAGCUUUGAUGCACCUGUACUGACAUUAGACCCCGCACGUCACGCGAUACUUCCUACCUCAAAAUCUACCACUGUCUACACAGCAGGUGGUGCAGUUCUGACAAAAGUUGGAUUCAGACGUUUAUUUCAUAGUGAGGGUCACAUUUCACUUUACGUCUUCCAUCUGUUUUCUGUAAACAAGCGCUCUAAAAUUGAAAUAUGGCCGUGUGGGAACCCUAUCUCUAAAAUGGUGUGUAGUAAUUUAACCUUUUUGUUUUUUGGAGAGAAAACAAUUCUAGCUGAUAUGAAAGAUAUGUUACUUAUGUUUCCAAAACUGGCUGAGAGAACAUUUUAGUUUUAAAGCUAAUUUCCUGAAAUUUUACAUGUUUUGCCAUUGGGCUGAGAGAGAAUUUGCAGUUUUAUAGCUAAUUUCCUGCAAUUCUACACUUUGCCAUGGCUUAUGCUGUGUUCUUAUGCUAUCUGAAUGACUCAAACAUUAUAACAAAAUCAAUGGGGGCCACCAUGCCAUGAUAUAUUUGGAAUUUUAGAUUGACUGUCUAGUUUUUAUUAUGGUGGUUGUUAGUUCUCAAAGAUGAUCUUAUAAAAAAAUAUAUAGCUCCAUUAUCUUUUUAUCUCCAGCAUCUGUUUUCAGUGCUUUGACAAUGUAUGUUUGCUGUCGUCAGACCAAUCCAUUGUCCAGGGUCCAGGAUCUUGACUAAGCCAAGUUGUCUAUGGUGAAAGACUGAUUGUCUAUGAUUCUCACUUUUCGUUCGAUUUGAAGGCAUACUUUACCCAAUUAACCUUUUUUCACCUAUGUGUUCAGAUAAUCUGUCAUGGCUACUACUGAGAAUGCAGAGACGUGUUCACCAGAAAACAAGAGAGACCAUCAUGGGAGUGCUGACCCGGACACAAAGUACCCAAUGAAAGUCCAGUAUUGUGGAGGUAAGUACUACGUAGUAGAAGGUAGUAUCCGGGCAGCGUCCAAAAUGGCACCCUAUUCUAGUGAUCUAUACAUGAUCAUGGCCAAUUCCUAAAACAUUGUUUUGCAAUGUCACAUGAUUGUCAAGGUCUAACACUUCAUGUCUUUUUUCCAGUGUGCUCCUUGCCAACAGAGUACUGUGAGUACAUGCCUGAGCCGUCCAAAUGCAGACAGUGGCUGGAGAAGAACUUCCCAGAUGUGUUUGCCAGGAUGAGUGUAGGUGAGUUCCAUCAGACAGUCUCUUGUUCUUUCUCUCUCUCUGUUUCCUAUCAGGAAGAUGGGCAAUAAUGAAUGCUGUCGUAUUAAAAUACACUUUUUUUCUUCUGCCUUACUGGUCCGGUAGGAAAUGCUCCCAAGCAGGACACCGGCGGUGUAGAGGCGCCCCCUGUUGGAGAGGAGGAUGAGAAGAAGAAGCAGAAGAGAGGUCCGAGUUCCUCUUCAUUUUCAGUUUUGAAUUCUUAAAUGCAUCCUUCCUCCUCAAAUCCUAACCCAGUGUUUCCCAGCACAACCUUCAGGGACCCCCCAGCCUUUGUACAUACUUGCUCUAUUCCAGACUAAAUCACCAAGAUUAAUUGGUUGAAUCAGGUGUGUUUAGUGCUGAAAUAGAACAAAUGUGCAACGGCUAGUGGGUGUCUGAGGACUGGCAUUGGAGACCCCUGUUCUAACCUGUCUGUGCCGACUCUAGGUGGCAGAGGACAGAUCAAACAGAAAAAGAAGACUGUCCCUCAGAAAAUAACGAUAGCUAAAAUCCCCCGUGCCAAGAAGAAAUAUGUCACACGAGUCUGUGGAAUGAACACCUUUGGUAAGACUGCUGACUGUGUCACACACUGUUACUGUAACCACCUUGUUAAAUACAUGGACAGACCCAUAACCUUGUUUUUCUAUCUUGUGACUGUGGACUUCCUCCCUGCAGAAAUUGACCUUAAAGAGGCUCAGAGAUUCUUUGCCCAGAAGUUCUCCUGCGGAGCCUCGGUGACUGCAGAGGAUGAAAUCAUCAUUCAGGGAGAUUUUACAGAUGACAUCAUCGAUGUCAUUCAGGAAAAGUGGCCUGAGGUAAGACGGCUGCGUUUACUCUUCCACACCAAAUAGAUGGCUGAAAAAAGUUAGUUACAGGAAAUAGACGAGUAGUCUGUGUGUACCUCAAUGAGACAUUAUACACACACACUCUAACCAUCUGUGUGUCUCUCCAUUGUAGGUGGAUGACGACAGCAUUGAUGAUCUUGGAGAAGUCAAGAAGUGAAGACCCGACGUGCACUUUUACUGAAAAUGGAUGCAACAUGUAACAACAACCUGGCCAAAUGUACACAUUAACAUUAAAAAGGAGUCGUUUUAUAUCUAUUUUAUUUACUGUAUAGAAACUGUGGACUCGGCCAUCCUCCUUGGCAUUUUUCAGUUCUUGAUAGCUGCUCUCUCUCUCGGUUGCCAAAGGUCUGGUCUGAUGAAGUGAAUCCUUCCAAAACGCUUUUCACUCAGCAACAUUUUAGGGUAAUAAAUGUCGGUCUCAUUCACUUGUUCAUUCUUUAGUCCUUCUUUCAAACCGCUCUUCAUCAUCCCACUCUGUAAGUACCUGUCUCACUGUACUGUCUGCAAUGGACAGUGCAUUCGGAAAGUAUUCA
Molecule: messenger RNA, 4250 nt
Organism: Coregonus sp. 'balchen'
Lineage: Eukaryota; Metazoa; Chordata; Actinopteri; Salmoniformes; Salmonidae
Source: the annotation of a GenBank genome assembly